This is a messenger RNA of Oncorhynchus masou masou (cherry salmon), 1011 nucleotides long. RefSeq names its product mucin-5AC-like. The record is from RefSeq and is a predicted model, not a curated record. Bases 1 to 1011 code for a protein of 336 amino acids. The transcript has 4 exons. Lineage: Eukaryota; Metazoa; Chordata; Actinopteri; Salmoniformes; Salmonidae.
AUGCCAAUCAUAACUGCAGCUCCUACAACCUCUACAACUUCAGCACCCACUACGUCAUUCACAACUGCAGCUCCUACUACCAUUUUACAUUCUUCGACAACAACAACAACAUCCACUACAACAACUGUAGCUCCUACAAUGUCAAUCUCAACUGCAGCUACCACGACCACUACAACUGCAGAAGCCCCUACAACAACAACUGUAGCUGCUUCCACAACUACUAAUGCAUCCCCUACUGCAACCACAACUGAAGCUCUCUCUACAAAAACUGUAGCACCAACGACAUCAGCAACAACAGUCCCUACGACAACUGCAGCUAAUACCUCAACUGAAGCUCAUUCAAUGCCAAUCACAACUGCAGCUCCUACAACAACAAAUCUUGCUCCUAUAACCUCUACAACUUCAGAACCCACUACGUCAUUCACAACUGCAGGUCCUACUACCAUUUUACCUCCUUCGACAACCACAACUGUAUCACCUACGACAACCACAACUACAUCCACUACAACAACUGUAGCUCCUACAAUGUCAAUCUCAACUGCAGGUCCUACUACCAAUUUAACUCCAAUGACAACCACAACUGAAGCUCCUACAGACAUCACAACUGUAGCUCUUAUGACCCCCACAACUGCAACUUCAACUACAACUGUAGCAUCACCUACAACAACAACUGCAGGUGCUUCCACAACCACAAGUGCAGCACCUACUACAUCAAUCCCAACUGCAGGUCCUACUACCAAUUUAACUCCAAUGACAACCACAACUGAAGCUCCUACAGAAAUCACAACUCUACCACGACCACUACAACUGCAGAAGCCCCUACAACAACAACUAACCCACUACGUCAUUCACAACUGCAGGUCCUACUACCAUUUUACCUCCUUCGACAACCACAACUGUAUCACCUACGACAACCACAACUACAUCCACUACAACAACUGUAGCUCCUACAAUGUCAAUCUCAACUGCAGGUCCUACUACCAAUUUAACUCCAAUGACAACCACAACUGA